Messenger RNA from Episyrphus balteatus (marmalade hoverfly), 1605 nucleotides. It is a transcript of the gene hid, whose product is annotated as cell death protein hid. The transcript has 4 exons. The coding region runs from base 388 to 1056 and encodes 222 amino acids. NCBI's taxonomy places the organism in Eukaryota, Metazoa, Arthropoda, Insecta, Diptera, Syrphidae. The record is from RefSeq and is a predicted model, not a curated record.
AAGUGAAUCAAAAAAAUAAAUUAAAAAAACAAAAAGUAUCUAAAUGAACUUAGUUUUUUUUGACUGUGGACCGGUUUAACUGAAAUGGCAUUAAAUUUGAAAGGUUUUUGGUUAAUACGUGCCCCAAAAGACCCAGAAAUUUAUGAAAUAUUUCUUGUUAAUCAAAAAUAAACAAAUAAUGUCCUUUUUUCUAUAAAAGAAAAAUUAAUUUAGUGCAAUUGUCCCUAAAAAAAAAACACACAAAAAAACGUGAAUAGACUUUUUAAAGAAAAGACUGAACUUUUUUAAGUGAUUCUUUUUUUGACGGUUAUUUUGUGAAGAUUUGCUAUAAUUUUUGUGUUUAAAGAUUUUUUUUUUUAAAUAUUUAAAAAAUAAAAAUUUGAAAAAAUGGCAGUGCCAUUUUAUGUGCCAGAACAUGACGAUGGUAGUAAUGAUGGAACAAGUUCAUCAUCUUCAAGCCAAUCGCCAAAUACAACAACAUCAGCAACACAAACUCCAUUGCAGAGUCCUGUCAAUGGUGAACAUUUGGUUAUGGCAUUUUGUGAAGCUUUAUACAGGUGCUCAAUAAAUGGUUCUCCAGUAUUUCAAUUCCCGCCACCACCAAGUCCCUCGUGCAGUGCUCAUAGUCCUGGCUCAUAUACCGGAGGAGAUGUGUUCUUUCCACGUGGACGUAGUACGCCAAGAUCACCAAGGAAUAGCUUUGGCGAUGAGGCGGCAUUCUUUCGCCAACAACAACAACAACCACAACAGACCCCGAGAUUAAAUCGCCAUACAACAGAUGCUGCCAGACGUUCAAGGCUAACAUCAACUGGAGAGGAUGAUAAUGAAUGCCUUAGCGAGCAUGAAACUAGUUGGGAUGAGUUCGAUGAACGUUAUGAUAAUUUUACAGCGGGCCGUGAACGUUUACAAGAGUUCAAUGGCCGAAUACCGCCACGUAAAAAAAAAAAGGACAUCCCAAAACCUAAACCCAAGUCGAAGGAGCAAAGCUUUACUUGGCCAACCGUUGUCACAGUUUUCGUUGUUGCCAUGGGUUGUGGUUUUCUUGUUGCUCGAUGACUUUAAAACCUAAUAGAAAAAUUUUAAAAACUAACCCCCAAAACUUUCGAUUGGAAGAAUAUUAUUAAUUCAACAUUCAGAAAUGAAAUUAAAUUAUACAUUGGAAAAGAAAAACAUUUAAUUUUAUUUGAAAAAGAAAAAUUGGAAAUACAUUUAUUUUCCAUUUUUAAAAAAUCUGAAUGAUAAAAAAAAAACUCCACUAACAUCAACAAAUAAAAGACAAAAAGGAAAACAAAAAUAUAUUAUAACAAUAUCCUGCCCGCGUGAGCCCACCAACAACACAAAAGAGGACUCCUACAAAAUAAAUAAGUAUUGAAUUUUUAUUAAUUUUGUAUUUAUAUGUUUUUAUAAAUUUAAAACUAACAAUAAAUACAAAAAAAAAAACACAACAACAACAAAUACAAACUCUUACGUACAAAUUAUUAAGAAAUAAAACUAACAAUUUACACAAAAAUAAUAAUAAACAAGCAACAAAAAAAAAACAAUACAAAUUUAAAUAUUUUAUACGAUGAAUUUUUCGAAUAUUUUUUUUUCUUCAACUACAUUUAU